UUUUGUUAAACCGUCUGCGACAAAAUCAGACUCAGCAACGAUGGAGGAGUCGUGGUCUGUGCUUUAUUGGUGGCGUCAUGUACAGAGUCUCUGCUAAUAAGCUGUCUAAAACAUGGAGCCCCGGAAGUGGUAGCAAGCUGACCCCGAAGACUGGCAAACUGGAGGUGAGCAGCACCAGUCCUGGCUCCAUGUACCCCAGCCGGCCAGCCACGCCAAGCCGCUAUAUUGCAAGUCGCGCCAUCCAGCGGAGUCUGGCCAUUAUCCGUCACGCCCAGCAGAAAAAGGAGAAAAAGGAGUACUGCAUGUACUACAACCGGUUCGGGAAAUGUAACAGAGGCCAGAAGUGCCCCUAUAUCCAUGACCCAGAGAAGGUGGCAGUGUGCACACGGUUUCUCAGAGGAACAUGUAAGAAGACGGACGGCAGCUGCCCCUUCUCACAUCAGGUGUCUAAGGACAAGAUGCCGGUGUGCUCGUACUUCCUGAAGGGAAUCUGCCGCAAUAACGACUGCCCGUACAGCCACGUCUACGUCUCCCGGAAAGCCGAGGUCUGCCAGGACUUUCUCAAAGGAUACUGCCCCAUGGGAGCAAAGUGUAAGAAGAAGCACACCCUGCUGUGUCCGGACUACGCCCGCGAUGGCAAAUGCCCUCAGGGUACAAAAUGUAAGCUGCAGCACCGCCAGAGAAAGAAACGGAUCGACACAACGGCGCAAUCGGAGCAGAUGCCAACCAGCGCCAAGCAUCGCCGGAGGUCGCUGGACCAGGCUGGGAUGUCGCCGGUGCCCACACGUGUCAGUCACCACCCUUCCACCAGUGAUGACCCGGGCAGCAGCGGACUCCAGAGCUGUCCUUCUUUCAUCUCUCUGAACUGCUCCUCUGCCAGCGAGGGGACGCCCGCCUCCGAAAGGGUCAAGUCAUCUGAAACCGCAGGAAAACCUCUUCAGAUCAAGCCGAGGCUGUGACGACCUCCGGAGGAGUCCGCUCUGUAGCCUCCGUUUCUCAGGGUCUUUCCUUCCUCUCAUGUUUCUGGAGUGUUUGCUGGGGUGCAGUCAGAGGGUGGCGCUAUCUGUGUCCUUUUUGGCGGUCUUUGUGUUACCGGAUCCUCAGGUUGAUGAGAGGAGCGCUCGCACAUUUCAUACCUUCUGUACUUUAUAGAUUUAUCUUUUUGCCAGAUAAUUUUAUAAGAAGAGACUUUAGUAUUUACUUUGUAUGGUUUUUUAACCCCUGCCGGUGAGGUUGGUGUCUGCACUUCUGUAACACGUUUCUAGUUUGGAGGGUCGCGUUUGCCCUCCCGCUAUGACCCUCACGACAGUGUUAAACCACAGAUCUCUACUAACGGGAGUGAUCGGCUGCAGACGACCCUUCACCCCGCUGACGGGGUCCCCGGAUGUCGAAUGGUUGGGUAAAUAUCUCAUUGUUUAUCAUCCCCUUUAAUCAUUUGGGUCUGAUUCUGGAGGAAUCUAGAAGGCCCUCCGACUCUGUUCAGGCUCUGCUGCCACCACCAUCCACACUCCCUGGUUGUCGGAGAAAAGGCCGAUCAUCAAGUCAGAUUUUGACCCAAAUUGCGCUGCAGACACUGCACCGAAGAUCUGGUAUCUAUGGAUCGUGACUGACAGAUUAUCUCCAUGGUUACAGAGGCUGCCAAUAACAUCCCCUCAUUUACAUAUAUGCUAAUGACACAUUGCUGCCAUGUCCUUAUCUUCUACUGAUGGUCUUGAGCAGACGUCGGGGUUGAUUUUUGGCAGCCGGUGUCAGUUCUGUUUAGGGAUAGCUCUACCCACGUGGGGCGACGUGCUGACCACUCUCCGCGGUUCGCAUACGGUGGAGCUCCGCUCCCAUUUAUACUUACCUUUUAGUAUUCACCACCUUCCACUGCCAGGUUUUGGGGUGACCACGAGGUUUGGUUUUGGUGGUCCUCUUCCGACACAGCUACAAGACAAGUUGAAGUUUUUUACUGAACCCAGGACGGCGCCCCCUACAUUUUAUAUAAAGUGUUUUAUUUCCUAUUAGUUGUCCGCUUGUAACGGUAACUUUUCAUUAAAGUGCAGAUAUUUUACUUUA
Molecule: messenger RNA, 2058 nt
Organism: Bufo gargarizans (Asiatic toad)
Lineage: Eukaryota; Metazoa; Chordata; Amphibia; Anura; Bufonidae
Product: zinc finger CCCH domain-containing protein 3-like
Exons: 8
Coding region: 78-959 (293 amino acids)
Cellular component (GO): nucleus
Molecular function (GO): metal ion binding
Source: RefSeq, a predicted model, not a curated record